Anisakis simplex (herring worm) is the source of this 828-nucleotide messenger RNA. NCBI's taxonomy places the organism in Eukaryota, Metazoa, Nematoda, Chromadorea, Rhabditida, Anisakidae. The record is from the annotation of a GenBank genome assembly.
AUGGCUUCGUGGUGUGCAACGAAUCUCCGAGAUUGUAAGCGAAAUAGCUAUUCGACUAUCUCGCUAACUGACGAAGUAUGGGAUAGUGCGUAUUGCCCACCUCUGAUUUUGACAGUAUCAUAUCGUGAAAUUCCAGUCAAAAUAAAUCUACUUGAGGCUUGGAUUGAUAUCGGCCUUCCAAUGACGACCACAUCCAACGAGGCUGCUCGGCUCUAUGAUGCUCUUCUUCGCCAAUAUGUAUCCUGGAGUGAUUGUGAGGUACUCGGCGGUGUCGACACUACUAUUGAUGCCCUAAAAAAAGCAGACCCAGAUUGCGUAAUGGGUAGAGUGCUGACGCUGGGUCUUGAAGCAAUUGGAACGGGGCGAUCAACUGCCUUAGAUGAAGAGUACGCGAGUGAUUUAGCGAGAUUACUGGAAGACGCGAAUAAGUUCGGCAACGAACGCGAAAAAAUACAUGUGAAAGCUCUGAAUCUAUUCACUAGCGGGUUACAACUUUUCAUUUUCUCCGAUUGUAGUGAGAUGAAGCAAGCAUGCGUUGAAUGGGAACAAAUAUUGCGUGAUGCUCCGACAGACCUACUCGCCCUAAAGUUUGCCCAUGAUACUUACUUUUAUUUGGGUGAUCGUUACGCGAUUCGGGAUAGCGUUGCACGGGUGCUACCGCAUUGGAAUGCUACCAUACCAUGCUACAGCUAUCUGUAUGGAAUGCACGCGUUUGGUUUAGAGGAAUGCGAAGAAUAUGGGCAAGCUGAACAAGAAGCAAUAAAAGUGAGUGAAACAUUUCCAUUGAAAUUCCUCAGUAAAAUUUUCAGCCGUAGAACUUCACUAUAA